UCCCCAUCACUGAUCGAGUAAAUGAGGAGGUGGAGAUGAUGAUGAGGAACUGCUUUAGUGACUUCCCUUUUCUACUUCAAGAUGAAAUCUCUUCAGAUGACGGUGUUGAGAAAAGUAAUAAAUGGGAGACAUUUGCAGAGAGAGAAUAACGUGACCGUGUUGAAGUACUACUCUGUCAGUUACACGGCACACACAGUUAAUCGACAAACAACAAAACUGCCUUUGUAAUGGGAGUGAAUUUAUGCUUCUGGAUUCUUGGUCUCUACCUGGCCCUACCUUUGGAAGGGAUAUGUCUUCCACUCUAUCAAACAGGGCAUAACAUUACUAAGAUUGGAAGUGGCUGUUCUGAUACAGAUGAGUGUGUGGAAGAUCCCUCCAUCUGUGGGAACCAUUCUACUUGCUUCAACACCCUUGGUAGCUACCACUGUCAGUGUCAUCCUGGGUUCGAAUCUAGGAUCACUUAUUUCACUUCUGCAGAUGGAGGAUGUACAGACGUAAAUGAGUGUAUAGGGGCUGGGAACAAAUACCCCUGUGGCGAGAUUGGAACCUGCUGGAAUCUGGAGGGCAGCUACAGGUGUCAUUGUCCCCCUGGAUUCACUACCUAUGGCAACAACCAAUCUAAGUCAAGGUGAGAGAAAUGCUUGUUCUACCUUUUCAUUUUCUGCUGACCUCAGUUGUCUUCGCUUGUGGCCAUCUUUUGAAACCUCCACCCAGCCUACCAGUUACCAGUUUCGCAAUCACGAUGACCGGCCUGAUGUAUUGUGUUGUAUUUGUACGAUCUGAGGUCAUCUGCAUUCAUGGUUUUCCUUUAGAGCUGAAUUGUGACCCUUUUGCAACUCAGAGUACACCUGAACAGACUCUACCAGGUUUUGACAGCCUCUUGUCUCUCCUGAGAAACAACUGUUUGGUGUUGAGUAACUCCUCUGGGUUGGCUGGAGCUACAGAAAAGACUGGAGAGGCGCUUUUGACAGUCCUGGCCAAUGUCACUGCUGUUCUUCAACUCCAGUACAAUGGUCAAGGUGGUAACAGCGGUAAAGUGACUACGCUACUGAGGACAGUAGAAAACUCUAUCAGACUGAUUGCUCCACAGCUGAGAGAAAAUGUGAGCAGGAUAAAUACAAGCCAUACAGAGGUAGAAGUUGUGGUGAGGAUGGACAGGACACCACCCCGAGGACCAGUCAGACUGACGAAUGAAAACAUCCAACUUGACACCACCUGGGAGACGGCGAUCGGAGAUGACACAAAUUACCCAGGAUUUGGGUUUGCCAUUUUGCUCAGCUACAAGAGUCUGCAGACUUUGACCAACAGCUCUGAGCAGCUCUCCUCCAGAGUGGUGACUGUAUCUGUUAGCAACCCCAACACAACAAACCUGUCUGAACCUAUCAUUCUCACCUUCAAUCACUUGAAGUCCAGUGAUGCGAAUACCACCUGUGUUUAUUGGUCAGAGGAUGGUGAGGGGGUGUGGUCAAUCCAGGGCUGCACCUCAGUGAUGUCCAACUCCACCCACACUGUGUGCUCCUGCACCCAUCUCAGCAGCUUUGCCCUGCUCAGGGGAAUCCAAGAGAAUAAGAAAUGCAGACAGUUGCCGUUGGUGAUGUGGGCGGGCGCUUCCGUGGCGCUGGCUUGUGCGGUCCUAUCCCUGCUCAUGACCCUGUGGUGUCGCUUUAUCAGCAAAAAGAGCAAUGGAGGGAGCCGACCAGAACAGCAUUUUAACCUCUAAAGCACCUCAAUUUAGACAGCAGGGAUUUCUAAAAUCUCUCUUUCCUGUGUUUUGUAUAUAAUCCCACCCUAUGUCAACUGUUAGAAAAUGUAAAUAUGAAGUUUCAGUUUCUACCUCAGUCAAUUGAUAAACAUGAUUUCAUGAAAUAUAUAAAUGUAUUUUGAAAUGAUAGAUUAUUGAUUGUUCUCGAUUCCCAUCAAUGUCAAUUUACUUUUAUCUCUGUUCAAUUGUACGUAGACGAGCUUACCAUACAGUAUUAUUGUACAAGUUUAAAUAGCAGCUCUGUUGUAAUCAAAGGAAGGACGUACAUGUUUGUUCAUGAAAGACGGAACACACACCUUUACGCUCACUGUGUAUACGGUACACGUAGAAAGGGACAAACUGCACAUGCGUACCUACAUUACAUACAUACUGUAAUGUGGCCUAUGAUCGGCGGCCUGGAGACCAGUUCAAGUGCAUCAGGCAGAUUGCGUGAAAACAUGAAACGAUGAGAACAAAACAGCAACCCUCUUCAAUAUUUCAGGCUUCCUAAGUAGGAAAGCUCAAAUUAGAGUGCUGCGUAGUAAAGCUCAAGUCCAUCAGCAGCAGGUUCCUAAAACCUGGCUUUCCUGAAACGGGUAGGUGAAGAACAGACGGUCCAGGUUGAGUUUCUGUUUUGGUUAGAACGUCAGAGAAUGAAAAGUAUCUUUAAAAGGUCCCGAACAGUCAAAAUCAUGUUAAUCAUCAAAUUGGAUGACUUGGAUUAAACCCUAUCAGAGUAUGACAAACGACUGUCGCCGGUACAGUGAUAAAGUUAGAUCAUAAAGUGACUUGCUUCCUCUAUGUCAAAAUCUUGAAUUCAGGAAUCCAGAUACUAUUUGCUUAUUGGGGAUCGGUGAAACAUCACAUUUAGCCGCUCAUUUUAAUACACCAAUCGUAACGUCUUAUUCUCAUACCUUGUUUAAAUAAGUACUGCCUUGUAACCAUCAUUGCAGAAGACGUGUUCGCAAAGGGACGUGGUUUACAUAGCUAGCUAGACUACUUGUGUCAAAAUUUGACUCCAGGCUGUUAUAGGUUUCUCCUAUUUAUCUGUGGCAAAUAUACUUCUAGGUUUUCACUUUCAUCUGUAUCUGGUGUUAGCUAGUUACUGGCCAGCAUGGGGGAAGAAAUUAUGUUUGGAACUCCGACUCAGUUGUCAUGUCAGUGCUGCUAUGAACUGCAACAGAAGAGACAUGCCAAACGAUGUAUACAAAAUUAUUGACAUCAAGGCAUGGUUUAUGUACAUGGUCUGGCAGUCAGCAAAUGUAAUUGAUGAAGUCAACCCAGGCUUUUCCCAACCAGUUUCAACUGAAAUUGUCCAACAUGAACUGAGACAGGAUGUUGUCUAUCGAUGUGGUUACAAUAACCAAGCAGUUGGAUAGACAAAUAAUUUGUGAAACCGUGAUGUAUGACAGGAUUGGAAUCUUGUUUGAGUUGAGCUUUGUGUAUCAGCACAUUUGCUUGAGAUGAUCUCACUGCUGAUCUCACAGUAUUGCAUCUAAGUUGCCGUCAAUCAAGGUGAGCUCCCCACCCACUCAGACUGGUCCUUCGGCCUUACUGAUAGUUGGAAAUGAGAGAAGGUCAAUUCUGAGCAUUUCAUUCUGGGGGGGGGGGGGGGUUAUUAUGGGUGAUGUUUUAGUCACUCAAACGCUAUUUUCUUUGGGAAAUAUAUGACUGCUGGACCUUUUAAGCUUAUGAUUUCCGAUUUUGUAACUGGGGUUAUACUCGAAAGCUCAUGUGUAUCAGUUAUUUUUGUUAUGUGACUGGAUGGCUUUAACCCUUUAUCUCCGUUCCCCUAAUGUUGAUAGAGCAACUGAGUAGCUGUAGUUACGCAUUCUGCUGUUAAAUGAAAUACUGUACAUAUCCUCACAAAUGAAAAGUAUGAUUGAGAAAGGGAGGAAACACAAGAAUAGAUCAAAUGAUAAAUAUUAACAGAGAGUGUGUGAGAAGUCUUGCCAUAGAUUUUCAAAUAGAUUUAAGUCGGAAGUGUAACUAGGCCACACGGGGACAUUUAAUGUCGUCUUGGUAAGCAACUCAAGUGUAUAUUGGUCCUUGUGUUUUAGGUUAUUAUCCUGCUGAAAGGUGAAUUUGUCCCCCAGUUUAUGUUGGAAAGCAGGGGUUGAAUACUUAUUGACUCAAGACAUUUCAACUUUUCAUGUUUUAUUAAUUUGUAAAAAAUUCUAAAAACAUAAUUCCACUUUGACAUUAUGGGUAUUGUGUGUAGGCCAGUGAAACAAAAUCUAAAUUUUACCAAUUUUACAUUUAAGCUUUAAUACAACCCCCCAAAAAUACAUGUUGUGACUAGUUUCUGGAGGCACUGUAUAUACACAGUAUAUAAACACUGAGUG
Messenger RNA from Salvelinus sp. IW2-2015, 4086 nucleotides. RefSeq names its product adhesion G protein-coupled receptor E3-like. Gene Ontology annotation, biological process: adenylate cyclase-activating G protein-coupled receptor signaling pathway. Gene Ontology annotation, molecular function: G protein-coupled receptor activity. Gene Ontology annotation, cellular component: plasma membrane. Lineage: Eukaryota; Metazoa; Chordata; Actinopteri; Salmoniformes; Salmonidae. The record is from RefSeq and is a predicted model, not a curated record.